AUUUAAUCCAAUGCUCAAUCCAGAAGCAAAUCCUCUAUAUAGAUAAGUUCUAUAUGAUGGGUAGAAGAAAACUUAUAUUCGAACACUUUAAAGUUAUAUUAUUAUAUAUAUUAACUUUAUAGAUCAUAAGAAUCAAAUUGCUCACACUGAAUAAUAUUAAUGGUAUGACAAACAGGAUUGCUUAAAAAAUACUGAUAAAAUUACUACCAUUAAUAAUCUAUCCACAAUUUCGAAUGUUUCUUAUCAAAGAUUUAAAAAACCAGAAGUAUUUAAUUUUGAUAUCAAUAAGGAUAACAAAAUCUUCACACCUUUAGAACUGAGUAAAUCAACUUCAAUACCUAUGAAAUAUUAAUAGAGAUAUUAAAGUUAACAUGCCUUAUUUCCUCUGACUUCUCCAAGAGUUACAGAAAGUUCAGCUAAAAUUAUUGGGAAAUUUAUUUUAAAUGAAGGAAGUGGGCAAUACAAUUUACCACCAUUACAACCUCCUUCAGAAACAUAUAGAAAUAGAUCAUAAGUUUUUUUUGGAUGAC
Molecule: messenger RNA, 530 nt
Organism: Paramecium sonneborni
Lineage: Eukaryota; Ciliophora; Oligohymenophorea; Peniculida; Parameciidae
Source: the annotation of a GenBank genome assembly